UUAUACUGCGACCUGUCACAUGGCAGUAAUGCCGCAGCAACCGAAGUUAGCGGCAACCUUAUUUCGCGCAGGUAGCUGAAUUUUUGUUUUUACUUUAAAACAUUAGUUCCCCGGUAGGGUCUUCUUUUUUGUUCAUUCUCCAUUUGUGAGUGGGAGCUUCACGGACUCCCUCUGUCGUCGUCCGGGAUGAGCGACAGUGACGACGACGACGUCCCGACCCUGUCGGAGCACACUCUGGCGGCCCUGCGUGACUUUUACACGGAGCAGGAGACCCGCAGCGGUCCGGGUGUGGAAUCCACCCCCUCGGAGCAGUUUGCUGUGGGAGCAGUGGGCGAGGACUGGCGGAUGAGUCAGUUCUGGUACACUGAUGAGACAGCGACACGCCUGGCCGAGGAGCUUCUCCAUGAAGCCGGAGAAGGAGGCAGGAUCGCGUGCGUGAGCGCCCCCAGCGUCUAUCAGAAGCUGAAGCAGCUGGCCGGUCCAGACCAAGCGUCUGUGGUGGUUCUGGAGUACGACCGCCGCUUCUCCAUCUACGCCCAUGACUUUGUCUUCUAUGACUACAAAGAGCCGCUGUCGCUGGCGGCCAGCGUGGCACCGCACAGCUUCGACGUGGUGCUGGCAGACCCUCCUUACCUGUCCGAGGAGUGUCUGAGCAAAGUCAGCCAGACCGUCAAGUUCCUCAGCAAAGGCAAAGUUCUGCUCUGCACGGGAGCCGUCAUGGAGAACGUGGCCAAACAGCUGCUGGACGUCAAAGUGUGCAACUUCCUGCCAAAGCACAACAGAAACUUGUCCAACGAGUUCCGCUGCUUCGUCAACUACCCAUCACGCCUACUGACCUGCUGACAACCUGUCCGGCUACCAUGAGUUGCACCUCCACCUGGCUUGGUCUGAGGGCUUAGCGCUGGAUCCGGAAAAGGGUCUGCUACUGCCGUCGUCCGAGGUGUGUUAUUGGAGCAAAGCAUUACUAUUAUGUCUCUAUUGCUGCUGUAGACGCGGGAAACAAACACGAGUUUUGACUGGAGAUUUAAGCGCUGCUCACAGAUGAAUUCCAUCGGCUGAUUUAUUAGCACACCUUAGCUUAGGACGCGUCCUCUGUUCUACUGGCCAUUCAUUAGUAGAUAGCGCACUCUGGUGGUGACCACUUGUACUGUGGGGAUCCUCCCGUUGGAGCUUCCCUUUUUAUGGCUGUGAUUGUAUUGGAUAUUCCUUUCAUAGCAACGUUUGAACCAACACGAUGAAGCAGUAAUAAAUCCAGACACGCAUUCCAACAGCGCUUUGGGUUGUCCUCCCUGAAUUCCUGAGGCCGAGCAUAUCCAAACAUGGAAGCUGGAGGCGGCACAGAGUGGCACGAGCCAUGCAAAGCCAUCAUCCAAACGACAUCAACACACGUGGGCUGACAAAGAAUACCUACGCAAACCCAUAUGAUCCCUCCCCAAGGCAUGCUGGGUAGCUUGUGCUAGUCGGGGUUGUUGCCACUGGACUACCUAGCAUGCCUUGCAGGCGUUUUAAGGAAGCCCUUGGUUGCCUUUAAUCAUCAUCUGCAUAUUAGUAGUCGUAGAUUUACGCCUGUGUUAAGUUGCUGUGGAUGUCUUUUGUUGCACUGACUGAUGACCAUCGAUAUUUGGAUGCCCGUUUUUUUAACCAAACACCUUCCCUUGUUGACUUGGAGCCCCAGCCAGCAUGACCCCCCCCACUGGUUGGAGGUGUAGUGCUGCAUGCUGCUUACUAAUACUAACAUUACAAUACUUGUAGUAUUUAUACUAGCUAGUUUCCCUUGAUGUAAACAACUGUUUACUCCCAAAGUUGCUUUGUAUCUAUGCUAGCGCCGUGACGCAUCAAGGCGCGCCCGUGCCCCGGGUGACACGUGACGCAGCCCACCCUGGGACCCCAGCGGUAGGCGAUGAAGCGUUACCUCAUUCGUCCUCCAGCUGCUGAUAAGGGCAGACGGCCGCCAUAUCAGCAGCUGCAAGGACGAGGUCGCCAGAGCGCCAGACAGGAAAACAUCUAUGAGGAGAGACCUUCAGUUGUUCCAGGGCUGUCCAACCUGCGGCCCAGAGCCAACAUGGGAUCUAAACAUCUUUUUCAUCUGGCUUCCAUUGUGCUU
Messenger RNA from Doryrhamphus excisus (bluestripe pipefish), 2104 nucleotides. Lineage: Eukaryota; Metazoa; Chordata; Actinopteri; Syngnathiformes; Syngnathidae. The record is from RefSeq and is a predicted model, not a curated record.